UUAUUGGGAGCUGGGAAUGUGCAGCCUGGUCCCUCCCAAAGCCAAAGUAGUGAUUCAUUUCCCUGUAUCCCCCGGCCCGGCACGGGUGUCAUCUUACACUCCUUAUAUAGGCUGAGAGCCGGGGAGCGCUGGCAGGGCUCUGUCCUUCUUCCGCCCGCUACUAUUACUGCCGCUGCUGCCCCGGGUGAGACGCUGAGCUGCAUCAGAUACUGCUGCGUUAGAUACUGCUGCUAUUUGGUGACAUGGAGGAAUACAAGGUGACUCUGGAUGGGCCAGCGCCCUGGGGCUUCCGACUGCAAGGAGGCAAGGAUUUUAACAUGCCCCUCUCCAUCUCCCGGCUAACUCCAGGGGGAAAGUCAGAGCUGGCUGGAGUCAAUGUGGGUGAUUGGCUGCUUCAGAUUGAGGGUGACAGCACAUCAUCAAUGACUCAUAUUGAAGCGCAGAACAAGAUCAGAGCCAGCAGCAACAAACUGGGCCUUGUCCUGAGCAGAUUUGCUGUAGGUGCGAAUCAGCCCAAGGGUGUACACACGCCUGAAUCCCAAGGCCGGAAGUAUAACUUUGCACCCAGUACGGCUCUCAACAAAAGUGCCCGACCGUUUGGUGCUGGGACACCACCCCCAGACAACUCCCGGCCUGGUCAAGUCACCAAGUCCGUGGCUUACAAUCCUCCUCAAACUUCUCAUACUACCAGCCAAAUGCCACAAGGCCAGCUUCAGAACGGGCAGGAGAGCAAGACAGUAUCCACUGUAUCUGGGAAAGAUACAACAGAUCAUCCCAUUCCACCUGCACCUUCUACUGGGCCUGCUGUACGUCCACCUUGGACUACAGAUCCCACUUUUGCUGAUCGUUAUGCUCCUGACAAGACAACCACCGUUAUGACCAAGCACACACAACCAGCAACACCAACUCCAGCCCAGAGCCGGAACUCUAUCCUACAGGCGGCACAGGUCCCUUCUUCCGGAGACAAGACUCCAGUCUGCUCUCAGUGUAAUAAGAUCAUCCGAGGUCGGUUCUUGCUGGCACUGGGGAGAUACUACCAUCCUGAGGAAUUCACUUGCUCACAGUGCCACAAAGUGCUUGAGGAAGGAGGCUUCUUUGAGGAGAAGGGUUCCAUAUUCUGUCCACACUGCUAUGAUGCCAGGUUUGCUCCCAAUUGCGCCAAGUGCAAGAAGAAGAUCACAGGGGAAAUCAUGCAUGCAUUAAAGAUGACCUUCCAUGUUCCAUGUUUUACUUGUGCAUACUGCAAGACUCCAAUACGCAACCGUGCAUUUUACAUGGAGGAUGGGAAGCCAUACUGUGAAAAAGAUUAUGAGCAGAUGUUUGGCACCAAGUGCAGAGGCUGUGACUUUAAGAUCGAUGCCGGCGAUCGCUUUUUGGAAGCCCUGGGAUUCAGCUGGCAUGACACCUGCUUUGUAUGUGCAAUCUGCCAAAUGAAUUUGGAAGGCAAGACAUUUUACUCCAAGAAAGACAAGCCUCUAUGCAAGACUCAUGCCUUCUCCAACGUCUGAGCCACCAAUCACUCUAACAAAGAAGCACACACUCUCACUCACAAGAGCAGACAUGCACACUCACAGACAUGUACACUCAUGCACACUACAGAGAAGUCCCCUGCUGUUCCAUUACUUCUAUUUAGAUUAUCUUUAGCUUUAAAAGGAAUCAUUUUGAAGGGCCUGAUGAAUAGAAAUUCCAUCUGCAUACAGCAGCACUGUCAUGAAACACUGAACUUUCAUUUUCAGCAAUAUAUUUCCUGGAGUUCAACUAUAUGAGCCUUUAGCUUUAGGUGCUAUAGAAGAAGCAUGUAGUCCAUUAUGGAUCUUUUUCCCUAGAUUGGAGGCUCAUUAAAGUUGGCUUCAGGGGAUCUGGUGCAAUUGACAUUUAAAAUAUUUGACAAGAAGAUCAAGAACAGCCUGGACUGAAGAGAUUAAGUAAUCUGGUGGACUUUCACCAGCUGUAACCAUAUGACAAAGCAGCUGGAUUUUGGAAUUUUUUUUUAUUGUACUCGGGAAUAGUAGAAGAGAAAAAUCCUGCAAAAAGGUUUCUUUAUUAUUUUAGUUAUGGGGAAGGCAGUUCACAGAAUGUUCAGUUGGCUUUCUUUCAUUUUAGAGAGUGAGGUAGUUUACAUACUCUGGGGGAAGAGUAUAACCAAUAGAAAGGGUGAUGACAGGGAGAGUGAGUUUACAUAUAUAUUUUUUAAUACACAGAACUAUUCUGGUUCAAAUUUUCUGUAUAUUCAUGUGUUGCAAUAUUGCAUAAAGUGUUGUUUCUACACAGUUGUGUUACAGUUUUUCUACUGCACUGCAUAAAAUGGCAGAAUAUAGGCCCUUUGGCUCCCUAGAGAGGAAAUCAUGUGCCCAAACAAAGAAGCCUGGGAUCCGCAGCCGCCUGCUGUUCGUAGGGAAAGUCUGUCAGCAAACCGUGCAGUAGAACAACACUAUUUAAUGGCACUGUCUCCUGUUACAGUGUUUACAUGACUUUCAAACGCCAGUUACCAAUUAUCUCGACAGUCUGCAAAAAGUUUACAAUCUCAGUUUCCCAGCUCCAGUCUUGGAAGCACAGAAGAAAAUCAUCUGUACUGUAAAUGUCUUUUUUUAGUAUGUGCUAGUUCGGGGGGGGUAGGAAAGCUACUGCUGAAGAUUGUGUUAAAAAGUUGUCUAGCUGAGAAUGAGGGUUUUAAAUGAACAAAUUUACUACUGUAGGUUGGCUGACAUCUGAUGUGUCUGUAUAGGGGAGACAAAUCUAAACCUGGGCAUAUGAUGUAAGAUCUGCUCAUUUGGCAAAGUUACCGAUCUUUCACCCAUGCAUUAUGCCAAAUUGUGAUGCUCCUGGACCAACAAUCAGAUCUUAAUGGGGGCACUAGGGAUACAAACCGGGAGAGGACCGCAUUAAUGGAUAUUUACCUGCCUGAGAUCUACCCAGUGUUCAGCCAGAUAUUUGUUGAGAAGGUGCCAUACAUGAGCAAAUAAGCUUUUAUCAACCCUUGUACAGCCACCUCUGUACAGAAGUGCACUGCCUGUACACUAUAACUAUUUAAUGAUUAAGGAGAAAAACACAAUAGAAAUCAGUGGUUGGCCUUUGCCUUAGUAUGCAUACUAUUGACCUUUAGCAUGUUCUGGCCUAAUGCACCCACACAAACACAAUAUGGAUAAAGUCAUGGUUAUGGCUUCUUUAGUAUAAAUAAAUAUGGGCCCCAAACUACCACUGGUAAUUAUUCCAUGAAUUCUUCUCUUACCAAAAGUAAUAUAUACCCAAAUAACUGGCACUGACGGUCCCCGUAUAUAUCACCACAGAUUGUGGGCAGUCUUUAUUGCCAAGUCUGUUAUUUUUCAGUUGUUUAUACUAUUCCUUAUGCUUCCUAAGCAGGUACAUUUUGCACAGAGGGGCAACAGUUUCUACUUAUGUGUUAGAGGGGAUCUACCAUAGCGUUAGCGCAUAUACAGUACAUGCCAAAAAAAAAAACAAUUAUUGGUUUUUAUUAAAAAGUAGCAAUAAAGAAUUUCACUGGCCCAGCGUGGCUUGUUUCUUCAGUGUGGAGCCAUUUAACAUGGUGUUAUUUACGGAGAGACAGUUUAGAGCAAACUACUGUUGGAUUACAUUUAGAGUACUUGUAUCCAUGCUAAGAAAGACUAACUUUUGUGUUGGACAUAUUUCCAGUCCUAAUACAAGUUAACUCUAUAGUAAAUUAUUUUAAUGUUCUUAUCAACUCUGCCAUUUAAUUCCCUAUCAAGCAGUUUGGAUAAUGCUUUUCUUUUCCAAGUUUAGUUUGUUUUUUUUUUAAUUUUAUUAGGAGCAAUAUCCAUAAUGUUUAAAGUUGUUUCUGUUACAUUUUGGUUUGUAUGCAUUGUACCUUUAGCGUGCUAUUAAAAUAUCACAGCAAA
Xenopus laevis (African clawed frog) is the source of this 3875-nucleotide messenger RNA. Its product is annotated as PDZ and LIM domain protein 7-like. The transcript is spliced from 11 exons. NCBI's taxonomy places the organism in Eukaryota, Metazoa, Chordata, Amphibia, Anura, Pipidae. The record is from RefSeq and is a predicted model, not a curated record. Bases 243 to 1508 code for a protein of 421 amino acids.